Rhizoctonia solani is the source of this 894-nucleotide messenger RNA. Its product is annotated as cyclin-dependent kinase. Gene Ontology annotation, cellular component: cytoplasm; nucleus; cyclin-dependent protein kinase holoenzyme complex. The transcript has 10 exons. Gene Ontology annotation, molecular function: cyclin binding; ATP binding; cyclin-dependent protein serine/threonine kinase activity. NCBI's taxonomy places the organism in Eukaryota, Fungi, Basidiomycota, Agaricomycetes, Cantharellales, Ceratobasidiaceae. Gene Ontology annotation, biological process: regulation of G2/M transition of mitotic cell cycle; protein phosphorylation; G1/S transition of mitotic cell cycle. The coding region runs from base 1 to 894 and encodes 297 amino acids. The record is from RefSeq and is a predicted model, not a curated record.
AUGGAAAACUACGCGAAACUUGAGAAAGUUGGAGAGGGGACGUAUGGUGUUGUGUACAAGGCGCGCGAUAUCAAUACCGGGCGUAUUGUGGCGCUGAAGAAGAUUCGCUUGGAAGCCGAGGAUGAAGGAGUUCCUAGUACUGCGAUACGCGAAAUCAGCUUACUAAAAGAAUUAAAAGAUGACAAUGUUGUCGCAUUAUUGGAUAUAGUGCACGCAGAUAGCAAGCUAUAUCUAGUAUUCGAAUUCUUGGACAUGGAUUUGAAGCGGUACAUGGAAACAGUCAACUCGAAGAAUGGCAAUCGAGGUCUCGACAAGCAACUCAUCAAGGUAAAAUUCACCUACCAGCUCUUAGCUGGUCUACGAUACUGCCACGGUCAUCGAAUACUCCAUCGUGACUUGAAGCCACAGAACUUGUUGAUAGAUACUGACGAAAAUCUGAAACUUGCCGACUUUGGUCUUGCUCGUGCAUUUGGUAUACCACUGCGUACUUACACCCAUGAGGUCGUAACUCUCUGGUACCGAUCUCCGGAAGUCUUGCUGGGUUCUCGUCAUUACAGCACAGCAAUUGACAUGUGGUCUGUUGGGUGCAUUGUUGCCGAAAUGGUUAUGCACGGUCAACCGCUCUUCCCAGGCGACUCGGAGAUUGACCAGAUAUUCAAGAUAUUCAGGCUACUCGGAACACCAAACGAAGAGAUUUGGCCAGGAGUAUCUCAACUACCUGACUAUAAGGAAACCUUCCCGCGAUGGUCGGCAGUCGAACUUUCACAAACUGUUCGGGGAAUCGACGCACAAGGUUUGGAUCUUAUCGCGCAAAGUUUGAUAUACGAUACUGCACACCGUAUUUCUGCCAAGCGCGCUCUCACCCACCCAUACUUCAACGAUCUCGCAACCUGA